AUGGGGGACCAACAGGUGGUAUUUAUGAGCCCACAGGCAGAGAACCUCGAGUAUUUAUAUAGCCUUGUUGAUAAAAUCUCGCAACAGAUGACAGAGAACAAGUUGAAAAGGGCCGAACUUUUGCGCGAAAUUGACGUCUUAGUCAAUGAAUCAAACCGCUUGUCGUCUAAGAAGCAGCCGCAGGAUUCCAACUUGCCAGUCAUUGCGAAUUUUUUGAAACAGAGAAAUGUGUAUGUUAAGGAUGUGACACACCACAGCGACAACCAGGACGAUGUUGAACUGGAAUGUCUGCGAAGGCAAAACAGUCUGCUUAAGGCGAUGCUAAGAGACAAAUGCAGCAACAACAACGAGACGUUGGCACUGCUGAAAGUGCACGAAGGAUAUCUGUCAGACGUGGUUAGUCUGCUGAGACGAGACGUACUGUCUUAUCAUCAGGCAUUGAUCGGAAGAUGUCGUGCGCUUUACGAAGAACGGGUUUGCAUGCUAGAGGACGAGGAGUUUCGACGUUACAUGGAGAAUAUUAGUGACAUACAGGAGCUCAUGGAAAUCUCGGAAAUUUUCAGACUGUUGCUCCGAUUGACAUGA
This is a messenger RNA of Lachancea nothofagi CBS 11611, 585 nucleotides long. Lineage: Eukaryota; Fungi; Ascomycota; Saccharomycetes; Saccharomycetales; Saccharomycetaceae. The record is from the annotation of a GenBank genome assembly.